Molecule: messenger RNA, 1431 nt
Organism: Aspergillus ruber CBS 135680
Lineage: Eukaryota; Fungi; Ascomycota; Eurotiomycetes; Eurotiales; Aspergillaceae
Product: MFS transporter
Exons: 4
Coding region: 1-1431 (476 amino acids)
Biological process (GO): transmembrane transport
Molecular function (GO): transmembrane transporter activity
Source: RefSeq, a predicted model, not a curated record
AUGCCUUGGGGCUAUAGUUGGCGCUCCUCCCGAUGGCUGAUAUUCUCGACAAUGACCGUUGCGUUGUUUGCAGAGACGUUCCUAUUUGGAUUCCUAGUUCCCAUAUUAAGCUACAUGCUGGAGGGUCGUUUGCAUCUCGAUCCCUCCCGAACACAAGCUCUCACCUCGAGUUUGUUCACCGUCCACGGUUUUUCUGGGCUCGUCUCUGCUCCCAUUAUAGCACAUUUUGCCGAUAAGUCACCGAAUCGAAAAAUACCUCUCUUGAUUGCCCUGGCGGGAUGUUUCUUGGGCACUCUCAUGAUUGCAUUGACUCACUCGCUCGUGGUCCUUUUCGUUGGACGCAUUUUCCAGGCAAUUUCGGGAUCUGCAGCAUGGGUGGUCGGCUUUGCUGUGAUGUCUGAUAUAGUUCCCGUUCAUGAUCUGGGUAAAACCAUGGGGAUUGCCAUGUCAUUCGUGACUGCCGGUAUUGUAGGAGGUCCCAUGGUUGGCGGUACCAUAUUCCAGCUGUUUGGCUACUGGCCAGCCUGGUCAGUUCCACUCACAGUGCUGGUGCUCGACAUCAUCGCCCGUUUAAUCAUGGUUGAACCGCGAGCUCUGCAACCUACUCCGUCAUAUUCUGGAAAUCCCGACAGUGCUCCUGUAGAAACAACAGGCUUGCUUUCGCGGAACUCUCCGAAUAAUGCGCAAAAUAUUAAUGAGAAUGUCAGUGAUGAAACGGUUCUGAAACCACAUAGUGCUCCUCGAGGGUUCUAUCGUGUUAUGCUCCGUGAACCGCGCGUGUGGACCGGAUUGGCAAGUUUAUUGAUGACUUCUAGCCUCAUGUCUAGCUUCAAUAAUACGCUUCCCGCACACCUCCGGGAUGCCUUUGGUUGGGGAAGUUUGCCAAUUGGAAUGAUGUUUCUCUGCUUGCAGGCCCCGUCCAUGGUUUUGGGGGGUCCGUUUGGCAUGAUCCGGGAUCGCUAUGGUUUGCGCAUUCCAAAUGCCAUCGGCUGGUUCCUAUCAGCUCCUCUACUCUGGCUAUUAGGUAUUGCAGGAAAUCCUAAUUUCCCGUGGGUUGGUGAUGUUGCUCAUGGAAAGUCUUUAUUUAUCUGCUGUAUGGUUGGGUUGGGCACGUCCUUGAUCCUUGUGCGUGGUGCAGGUGCUAUUCAAUUGACAUGCGUGGUAAGAGAACUACAAGCCAAAGAUCCCCUUAUAUUUGGACACCAGAGUGGCAGCUCGCGCGUCUUCUCCACGGCCGAAGUUGUUUAUAGUCUUGGAAUGACAAUUGGGCCUAUGAUAUCCGGUUUACUCUUUGAGAAGGUGGGCUUUCAUUUAAUGAACGUCGUCUUUGGUAAGUAUAGCCCCGAUUCAAAUUUAUUGUCUCCUGCUAUUGCUAACGUCAAUAGCUAUUACAUGUGUUGCAAUGGCCAGCCUUUCUUUUACAUGGCUUGA